Molecule: messenger RNA, 4545 nt
Organism: Ictalurus furcatus (blue catfish)
Lineage: Eukaryota; Metazoa; Chordata; Actinopteri; Siluriformes; Ictaluridae
Gene: gldn
Product: gliomedin
Exons: 11
Coding region: 883-2577 (564 amino acids)
Biological process (GO): signal transduction
Cellular component (GO): cell surface
Source: RefSeq, a predicted model, not a curated record
CUAUGUAGCAGUGUGGAGUCCGUGAUUCGGGACAAAGGGCGGAAUCUGAGGAAAGCUGGAACGCUGUGUGGAAACAAGGCAUCUUUAAUCCACAGCGGGAACAACGUGUGCUUCUGUCGUCUGAGAACUACACGGAACUCAGCGCGAGUGAAUAACGCUAUUGAGGCGAUGAGCUGCGUGUUUCAGCCCCCAGUCAGAAUGAAGAAUUCGACUCUGCUGAAUAUAAAUCAGGUGACUGUACAGACGAGGGUCUUCAGAAACACCACCGAACAACAGCUGCGUUUGUGUGUCGCCUUCAGCAAACGCCUCAGCGUCGUCUUAUUGUCGUCUCAGAGCUGCGGCGUUACAGUUCCUGGGAUUCUUCACUCUGGAAAUCUUCAGAUGUGUUUGUUCAUUUUUUAAAUCAUAUGUUAAACAUUUUUAUUUUGCGUAUUGCUACAUUUUUGGUCUAGAAAUGUUUUUAUUGUACUUUUUACAGCUCUUAAGAAUUUGACCUUGAAUUUAAGAGGAUUUUUCUGGACUUUGUCAAACAUUUAUAUCUAAAAUUUAAAAAAAAAAAAAAAAAACUUAACCUAAUGAUUUUUUAAUAUAACUGCUUAUUGUCACAGUUUUUUUAAACUUUAUAUCAUGAAGCUUGAAUUUUGUAAAAUAAGUUCUUGAGGGUUUGAUUUUUUUCCUGUUUUAAUUGAAUACUUUUUCAAAACUAACUGCUUUUUAAAAAAAAUUUUUUUUACACAUUUGUCUCCCGUAUAAAUUUGAAUCGAUUAUUUAUUUGGACUUCUUCUCCAAUCAUUUUUUUCUUCCUCUUUAGUCGUUCCUCACUUUUUUCUGCACAGUUUUUGCCUCAAAUUUCUGUGGAUUUCUUCUUCCCCGGAGCUCCAGAUGAAGACGUCAGAGUCCCUCCGGUUGUCGUGGACGUUUCACUGGACGCUGGGGAUCGUCAGCGUGCUCACUCUGCUGAACUCGGCAGGAUUUAUGUUGCUCCUUCUCCAGACCAGAGAGUUUGAAAAUCGGAUGUAUGCGGUGGAGUCUCGUCUGGAGGAAAUCUCUCAGAGCUCGGUGGUGGAGUUCAUGACGGAGAUGAGCAGAAAUCAGCAGGACAUCCAGGAAGAUCUGCAGCAAAACUCCAGGAAUAAAAGGAGCCAGGAGCUGAAGGAAGCUCAGGCUCUGCAGCAGAAACUUCAGCUGGAACUGGAGGAGAAACUGGCCGAGAUUUCAGGAGACGGAACCGGAGAAGAAGUGUCGAGUAACAAGGAGAGGAACGUUCAGGACCAUCCGGAUUUCUAUCACAGGAUGGUGCAGCACGAUGGGAUGAUGAUGAUGAUGACGUACUCCAUGGUGCCGGUUAAAGUGUUACUGGACAUCUGUAACAGCACUAAAGGAGUUUGUCUCACUGGUCCUCCCGGACCACCAGGUUUGCCAGGUGUGGAUGGAAUGCCAGGAUACAACGGGACAAAUGGAAUUCCCGGUUUGCCAGGUGAACCUGGAGCACCCGGUAAACGAGGAAAAAGAGGUCCUCCAGGUGAAAAAGGUGAUCCAGGUGAGCCGGGUGUGAAAGGUGACCAAGGACGACCUGGAGAAAAGGGAGAACCUUCUAAUGAUGUGAUUGUAGAAGGUCCUCCUGGCCCCAUGGGACCGCCUGGAGCUCCAGGUCCGAUUGGCCCACCCGGGCUUCCAGGACCACCCGGACCACCGAGACCAGCCAGAAACAGAACUCAGAGAGCGCACCUGCACAUGGGCCAUGCAUCUGAAGGUUUCAUUCACGCUGUUUCACAUGAUCAUAUGAUGAGUCAAGGACCAGGGAAGCGGGGAAAGACCUCAAAAAACGAGUGCAUCAUAAAGUCAGUAAAGGAUCCGAGGAACCUGGCGAAGAUGGAGAGUACGUUUGGAACCUGGAUGAAAGACACAGCAGUGGGAGAUGAUGAGAAGAUCUGGGUAGCAGAACAUUUCUCAGGUCGUAUUAUGAAGGAGUUCAGCAGCAUCGCCGCCUGGCAGAACAGCAGCAGCAAGUCCAUCGACGUGAAGAAGUUUUUCCAAGGAUGCGGACAUUUAGUUCACAACAACUUCAUUUAUUACCACAUCGCCGGGACCUACAGCAUCGCCCGGUAUAAUCUACACACUGAGACGUUACACACACUGGCCAUAGAGAACGCGUUCUACCACAACCUGUCCUACCUGCUGCGGAACUCGAAGACCUACUUUAAAAUGGCGGCGGAUGAAAGCGGCUUGUGGCUCGUCUUCGCCUCGAGCGUCGACGAGAACAUCGUGGUGGCGCAACUAGACGAGAAAACGUUCUCCAUAACGGCGUACAUUAACACCAGCUACCCGAGAAGCAAAGCGGGAAACGCCUUCAUCGCGUGCGGCGUCCUCUACGUCACCGACGUCAAAGACACCAGAGUGACCUACGCCUUCGAUCUCCUCAAACAAAAACCUCUCAACGUUAGCUUCGACCUCUGGACUCCGGCUAGCGUGCUAUCCAUGAUGUCUUACAAUCCUAAAGACCGGCAUUUAUACGUUUGGGACAGCGGACACGUCAAAUCCUACAGAGUCCAUUUUCUUUCUGAUGACAGUUUUUAAUAUAUGAAGUCCUCUGGGUCCUAGAGGACUGGUUUCCUUUCAAAAUUACUCUUCACUAGUACAGCGUUCGUGCCCAUUCCUUUAUCCACACAAUUUAUUCCAAAUUGAUUUUUAUUGCAAAACACUACAGGGAAUAUAGUAAAUUUUAAACAAUAAACAUCGCAACCAGUCUCUCUUUUUUUUUUUUUGCUAUCAGAAUAUUUUUUAAAGAAAUGUGCAACUAUUUAUGCAAAUGAGGCUUUGUCUAAUUAAAUAUGCAUGAUUUUGCAUACAUCCUACAACCAAAAGUCUAAAUCUAGGACGACGUCAGAAUUAAAAUGUUGAUUUCACUGCUCAGACUUUUACAGAAGUUUGUUGGAAUGCGAUUUUCAGUAUAAAAUCAAACAUAAAUCCAACAAUACUCGAUAUUUCGAGCAGUUCCUCUGUAAUAAGCUUCUAGUUUGGGCUAGGAACGUUCUAAUAUAAUGUGGAUUUCAUAAUGUAUUUACACACUAGUUUAGUGUCAUUCAUAAGGUUUAUUUUUAAAAAAAUUGACCUGAUUAAUCAUCAUAACCUAAAAACAAGCUUUUCAGAGAUAUGACGUGAUUUUGAUGUGGGCGGAGCUUAAAGCCUUCUUUGAAGUUGCAGAUCAAGUUUAAGAUAAAAUGGCGAACAAACACGGUGAAAAACAUUUUUCUGUUGGGUUUAGAUAUUUUUAUUGCUACACAUCAAGAGUCGACGUGAUAUAGACGGGAUUUAUCCAAAAACCAUCAUUUCUACCUGCAGCGGAGUUUAAACCUUAAACUCCACAGACUUCUGUUCAGUUCUGACUCAUUUAAAGCUCCUUAACUCUACUACUAAAACACACUGAAAUGUGAUGUGCAGGAAGGAGGCGCUGUUACAGGAAGUCUAACACUAGAACCUCAGUGUGUUGAGUCUGUAUCACUGUGACAUCGUCGUAUCCGUAAUGUUUCUAUUAUGCUUUCUAAAUUCACAGAUUUUUAAAAACAUUUUUCUUCCAGAUGUUGUUUCAAUGAAAGUGCGAGACAAAAUGAAACGAAACAUGUGAACAAGAUCUAGAAAGAUUUAAUCCUCAACGUUCUGACGAGAUAAAAACGCAGAUUCUUUCUAAUAAUACAUUCUGUAAGUUUUCCUGAAAUAAAAUCAGAUUUUGAACUUGACUGUAUUUAUGAACUCCAGUCAUACAGGAACGAAAUUUUGACCUAAAAAAAAGUUGUAAAUGAUUUAAUGUUGAGUUUUGCUCGGCGUUCCAGUAUGAAGUACUGCACCUUAGUGAACGCUCAGGACCUGAAACAAACGCUCGGUUCGUUCCACCUUAAUUAAAUGAUGACGAUGAACAGUUGGAUGAUUUGUUCUUGUGAUGUGUACUGAAUUCGAGGUUGUUUAUAUGUUACACGUUGUACUGCAAUGUUUUUGGCUUAUAGAUGUUGUUACAGAAUAUGCUGAAUAUUAAUCUCUUUAUUCCAUUAUAAACUUCACACGCAAUUUUCUAACAAUUAUCAGUAACAAAGCGUCCCUAACACAAAUCUUUUGUAUUGUUAUUCCUACAAAUGUGUAUAUUUAAAUAAAUAAAGUCUUGAAUGCGUUUGUGAUUGAAUUAAAAGGUGACGACAGUCUCCACGGUCAUGUUUGUUUAUGUACAUUAACGUAUCGUCACGUGGGAUGACGACUUUACAAUGAGCACUAGCUCAACUUCUGGAGGGAAAACUUCAGUAUAACCACAAGACACGUUUUCGUUAUUACUGAGCAUCAGUGAAGUCUGAUAUAAACGGAGUCUUUGUUGAUUUUCGUGUAUUCUGUAGAAUUUAAUAUAUAAUAGCAGGUCAUGGCUGAGGACUGAGAGAACAGGAAACUGUAGGCAGCAGAAUUAUUUGUACACAGACACUGAUUUGUCACUUUAUCACAAUGUAUUUAGUCUAAAAUAACGAAAUCAGGUGCACAUGGCAAACUAGGUCAUUUUAGAGCUUU